AUGUACAUCGACGAGGAUAGCGAAGAAAGUUCGCCCUUUGUGAUGCUCACAUCGCCGUCCAAGUCUUGGCCUGCCAGCUACGGUAAAAAGAACGGCAUGUGGUACGCUUCGCCAGGAAAUCAGGGCUGGGGCUCCAAGCCCACCAGCCGAAAGCCUUCAAUAAUGGAAGCGGAUUUGGGCACAUUAUCGACCACAUCGGGCUCGAUAAAACGCAGCGCCGGACGGGUGAUACGCAUCAUCAAUAAUUUGGAUCAUUCGGUGCAGUGUCGCGUUUUGUUAAACCUACGCACUUCGCAACCGUUUGAGGAAGUGCUCGAGGAUUUGGGUCAAGUGCUAAAAAUUAAUGGCGCCAAGAAAAUGUACACGGGCACCGGCCAGGAGGUUCGAAGCUUUUCUCAAUUGCGAAACGAGUUUGCCGAUGUGGACACAUUCUACCUAGCAACUGGGACAGCCAUGAUCGCUGGCUCCCCAAUUCGUCGCUCUCGCUCCCGCCCCUCGGUGGUGGCCGCCGCUCCCAUACUGCCUACGGAGGAGCUGCCGAAGGUUCCCUUGCGCGGCACAAGGCCACGCAGCAAGAGCAGGCCACGAAUCCUGUAUGCGCCAGAAAGUGAGAUACUGAGACCAAACGGGGAGUACACCAUGCUGGACAUCAUGAAGGAGGAGCCCACUAAAGUCACCAUUCGUGGCCUGAGACGCACUUUCUAUCCCCCUGUCCACCAUGCACCGCCAGACAAUUCGCCGCCAGACAAAAAGUUGCAGCUCCAGUGGGUUCACGGCUAUCGAGGCAUCGAUGCCCGCCGCAACUUGUGGGUACUGCCAACGGGAGAGCUCCUCUACUACGUGGCAGCAGUGGCAGUUUUGUUUGAUCGCGACGAGGAUGCACAGCGUCAUUAUAUAGGACACACCGAAGACAUCAUGUGCAUGGAUGUCCAUCCGUCACGAGAGCUGGUGGCCUCGGGUCAAAAGGCAGGACGUGAUCGCAAGUCGCAGGCCCAUGUCCGCAUAUGGAGUACGGAAUCGCUGCAGACCCUCUACGUCUUUGGGAUGGGGGAGCUGGACACUGGCGUCACAGCUGUGGCCUUCUCCCAACUGAAUGGAGGCAGUUACAUCCUGGCCGUGGACAGUGGGCGCGAGAGCAUCUUGUCCGUCUGGCAGUGGCAGUGGGGUCACUUGCUCGGCAAAGUGGCUACUCUGCAGGAGGGAUUAUCUGGUGCCGCCUUCCAUCCGCUCGAUGAUAAUCUUAUCAUCACCCACGGACGAGGUCACUUGGCAUUCUGGCAUCGCCGCAAGGAUGGCUUCUUUGAGCGUACGGACAUCGUGAAGCAGCCAUCGCGUUCGCACAUUACGAGUGUCCAGUUCGAGCCCGACGGUGAUGUAAUAACCGCCGACUCGGAUGGAUUCAUCACCAUCUACUCCGUGGACUCGGAUGGCGCGUAUUUCGUCCGUACCGAGUUCGAGGCCCACAACAAAGGCAUCGGUUGCCUAAUAAUGUUGGGAGAGGGCACUCUCCUUUCCGGUGGCGAGAAGGAUCGCAAAAUAGCUGCCUGGGACUCUCUUCAGAACUAUAAGAAAAUAGCUGACACAAAGCUGCCUGAGGCUGCCGGCGGAGUGAGGACCAUCUACCCACAGCGACCUGGUCGCAAUGAUGGCAACAUCUACGUGGGCACGACGAGAAACAACAUAUUGGAGGGGUCAUUGCAGCGUCGCUUCACCCAGGUUGUCUUCGGCCAUGGGCGGCAGCUUUGGGGAUUGGCCGCCCAUCCGGAGGACGAGCUUUAUGCCACGGCUGGUCAUGAUAAGCACGUGGCACUCUGGCGCAAGAACAAACUCAUUUGGACCAUCCAAACGGGCUACGAGUGUGUGGCAUUGGCUUUCCAUCCGUUUGGCACAGCUUUAGCUGCGGGGAGCACGGAGGGACAUUUGUUGGUCAUCAACUGUGACAACGGGGCGGUGAUGUUGACUCUUCGUGUUUGUGGCUCACCCUUGAACUGCGUGUCUUACAAUCAGGUCGGCGACAUGAUUGCCAUGGGCUCGCAGAAUGGAAGCAUCUAUCUCUUCCGAGUCUCACGCGAUGGAUUCUCCUACAAGAAGGUGAAUAAGAUUCGCGGCUCCCAGCCCCUCACACAUUUGGAUUGGAGCAUGGACGGCAACUUUGUGCAGACAGUGACCAUUGACUUUGACCUGCUGUUCUGGGAUGCCAAGUCCUUGUCGCCGGAGCGAAGUCCCAUUGCCAUGAAGGACGUCAAGUGGCUGACCAAUAACUGCACUGUGGGCUUCUUGGUAGCCGGACAGUGGAGCAAUCGAUACUACAGCAGUGCUAACACCAUCAUCGCCACCUGCAGUCGAUCGGCUGCUCACGACAUGCUCGCAUCUGGAGACGCGGAGGGUUAUUUGCGACUAUACAGAUAUCCGUGCAUCUCACCGCGUGCCGAAUUCCACGAAUCGAAGGUCUACUCGGGCAUGUUGGCCUGCGUCCGCUUCCUGUGUGGAGAUCAUACGCUAAUCACAGUGGGAGGAACAGACGCUUCUCUCAUGGUGUGGGACAUUGUUGAGGAAUAGCUGAAAUGGCCACCGUGGCGCUCUGCUGCACAGCACGGGAGGCAUUCGGAUUAUCAGGACUACUGGAAUCGACGCAUCUCGCAGGUAUCGUCAACGGUCCUGGACAGCGACUCCGUCGAUUAUCAGCUGUGAUUGUCCUAGAUGCAUUCUCCAUGUGCAUUGUGCGGAUUCGCUUGCAUUUGAGCACGAUAUCAAUUGGCCAGCAUUCCAUUGGAUUAAUACUUAUUAUAUUAGAUAAUUGCACGAUUAACGAAACUUAACAAACUUGUACGAAUGAAAAAUUAUCCUUUUCCAGGCAAUCCAAUCAAAUUCACUCGCAAAAAAAGCAAAAGAAGAUAUACAUAUGAAUAUGUACAUCUGUAUAAAUUAUGUGUAUGCAAAUGCGUUGUUCCGUUGCCCCCACUCUCUUCCACAACUUGGCUUCCAUUCGAAACAAAUCUUCCGUUGAUGUUGCGUAUUGCGUUUUCCCUUUGUUUUAUUUUAAUAACUACUGACAGACUUUGAUGCCACUGGUGGAUACUGUAACUAUAACUAUACAUACAUGCAUUCACAGGAAUUAAGCUCCCAUACAGACCUACUUACAUACUAACAGAUACAUAGGUACAUUCUUACAUACGAUAUACUUACAUCAUUUUCAAAUGUGCUCUCAUCGUUGUACUCGUAACAUCUUUUUUAAAAAUCGCGGUCAUAGACAGUAACUCGGACAAACACACACGGCACAUGAAUAGCGAAAACUACAAGUGCACUUAAACAUAUAUUGAAUAUUACAUAUACAUAAUUAUAUUCAAUGUAUAUUGUUAAUGUAACUUUUAAUAUAAGCGUUGAA
Drosophila innubila is the source of this 3385-nucleotide messenger RNA. It is a transcript of the gene DCX-EMAP, whose product is annotated as echinoderm microtubule-associated protein-like CG42247. The record is from RefSeq and is a predicted model, not a curated record. The coding region runs from base 1 to 2559 and encodes 852 amino acids. NCBI's taxonomy places the organism in Eukaryota, Metazoa, Arthropoda, Insecta, Diptera, Drosophilidae. Gene Ontology annotation, cellular component: mitotic spindle. Gene Ontology annotation, biological process: intracellular signal transduction; microtubule cytoskeleton organization. The transcript has 11 exons. Gene Ontology annotation, molecular function: microtubule binding.